Molecule: messenger RNA, 810 nt
Organism: Fimicolochytrium jonesii
Lineage: Eukaryota; Fungi; Chytridiomycota; Chytridiomycetes; Spizellomycetales; Powellomycetaceae
Exons: 2
Coding region: 183-737 (184 amino acids)
Source: RefSeq, a predicted model, not a curated record
GCUUGUUAGAUGCGAAUCGGACUUUGCGGUCGUGGGAAAAUGCAGUUCCGUUGUCGGAGUUCGAUAACCAGGUCAACCUGACGGAAACGGUGCUUGCAAGGCGCUAUGCUGGUCGUGGCGACGUACGGUGGAGAGGUGGACCCACAAGCUAGCUUCCCAAUGAACGGCAACCGCUUAGUUCAAUGAGAAAGAAGGACACACCAAAGCGAUGCUCUCGGUCGAUGGUUCUCGUAAAAAGCGUACGAUGGUUCUCGGUCGUCCUGGGAAAAAAGGAUCAGCUCGUAGGACCAGCAAACGACGACGACAACAACCGCCCCUACAACCCUAUGCGCCUCCGAGACGUUGAAGCUCGAUACACUACUCGCGGAAAAGGCUAUUCUAUUCACGUCAAAAAUCCAAAAACACGUACCUCUUUCACCCAACACAUCAAUCUCUCUCCCAGGCCCGGCGAUCUCUGUCCCGUGCGCGCUCUGGAAACCGCCCUCAGCUGGCACUGUGCUCGACGACAUCCUCCGAACACUCCACUCUGGCUCAUAUCGGAAACUGAGGAAGCUACUCCAUCCUGGCUACGCGGUUUGUUAAUGGCCGCGAUCGGCGUCGACGCGGGCACUUCAUCCUUUCGCGCUGGUGGAGCGACACAGCUGGCCACAUUCAGUUACUCGGUCGUUGGGGUUCGGAGUCGUUUCGCGACUACAUUCGAGCGCACUGUUGUCGACUGUUACGGCGCCGUGAUGUAACAUGAUGUGCUCGCCCCGAUGACAAGGAACGAGGAAUACGGGCGUCUCUAUCCGACAUCUUGCACCUAGAACG